Acanthaster planci (crown-of-thorns starfish) is the source of this 987-nucleotide messenger RNA. Its product is annotated as type-1 angiotensin II receptor B-like. The record is from RefSeq and is a predicted model, not a curated record. Gene Ontology annotation, biological process: G protein-coupled receptor signaling pathway. Gene Ontology annotation, molecular function: G protein-coupled receptor activity. Gene Ontology annotation, cellular component: membrane. NCBI's taxonomy places the organism in Eukaryota, Metazoa, Echinodermata, Asteroidea, Valvatida, Acanthasteridae.
AUGGAAGAUCAGAACUUGGCACUGCGAAUCUUUCUGUCCGUUGUUGGCAUCUUGGGCGUCUUUGGUAAUGGCCUGGCCUGCGUGGUGAUCGCCCGAGUCCGCUUCAUGCACACCCUGACCAACGGUUUCAUCUUCAACCAGGCUUUGAUCGACCUACUCGGCUCCGUGACGCUCUUGUCUAGCCGGCUGGUGGUACCCACUCCAGAGCCCUUCCCGCAGGGAGACGGCGGUGCGUUGCUCUGCGUCCUGUGGGUCACCAACGUCUUCGUGUUCCAGAUGUUCUUCACCUCCACGUUCAACCUGGUGGCGCUGACCUUGGAGAGAUAUCUGGCGAUCGUAUUCCCCUUCAGGUACCAACUGCUGGGAACGCGCAGGAACGCCAUCAUGGUCAUCCUUGGGGUGUGGGUGUCGGCGUUCCUGUUCAACAGUUUCGGCUUUUUCAUUCAAUACUACGAGGACGGGCAAUGCAAGCAGACGUUGGUGGCACACCCAGAGGUCCUCGGAGUCGCCAUAAUAACGAUAACUUAUGCUAUCCCUGUCGCAGUCAUGAUGGUCGUUUAUGUCCACAUCACCGUUGUCCUGAAGAGAGAGGCUGCUAGAGUUGAGCCCACUGUGGCGACCGCGAGCGCCGGUGACCGGCAGCAGGGUGCCGGUCCGUCCGUCGGCACGGCACCCGAGGGUCAGGGGGAGUCACUGAUGCGAGCUCGCCGCAACACCUUUAAGACCCUCCUCACAGUCUGCGUGGCAUUCACUGUCUGCUGGACGCCCAAUGAGAUCAUCUUUUUCCUCUUCAACCUCGGGGCGGGAGUUGACCUCUCGUCGCCUGUCUACAUUUGUUCGGUCGGGCUGGCCGCAUCCAACGGCUGCAUUAACCCGUUUAUCUACGCCAUUAAGUACAGGCAGUUUCGAAAGGCGCUUAAGACACUCCUUGGCUUCAGGAAUCAGACGGAAAUGUCGUUGGCAGCCGUAAGUUCUAGGCAUCGUUAA